Molecule: messenger RNA, 1361 nt
Organism: Sapajus apella (tufted capuchin)
Lineage: Eukaryota; Metazoa; Chordata; Mammalia; Primates; Cebidae
Product: neuromedin-K receptor
Exons: 2
Coding region: 27-557 (176 amino acids)
Biological process (GO): G protein-coupled receptor signaling pathway; positive regulation of flagellated sperm motility
Cellular component (GO): sperm midpiece; plasma membrane
Molecular function (GO): tachykinin receptor activity
Source: RefSeq, a predicted model, not a curated record
UUUAAUGAUUAUUAUAUUUGUCAAAAAUGACCUUUUUUUCUUUAAAGGUUGUCAAAAUGAUGAUUAUUGUCGUCAUGACAUUUGCCAUCUGCUGGCUGCCCUAUCAUAUUUACUUCAUUCUCACUGCAAUCUAUCAACAACUAAAUAGAUGGAAAUACAUCCAGCAGGUCUACCUGGCUAGCUUUUGGCUGGCAAUGAGCUCAACCAUGUAUAAUCCCAUCAUCUACUGCUGUCUGAAUAAAAGAUUUCGAGCUGGCUUCAAGAGAGCAUUUCGCUGGUGUCCAUUCAUUGAAGUUUCCAGCUAUGAUGAGCUAGAGCUCAAGACCACCAGGUUUCAUCCAACCCAGCAAAGCAGUAUGUACACUGUGACCAGGAUGGAGUCCAUGACAGUGGUGUUUGACCCCAGCAAUGCAGACAACACCAAGUCCAGUCAGAAAAAAAGAGCAACGCCAAGAGACCCAAGCUUCAAUGGCUGCUCCCGCCGGAAUUCCAAAUCUGCCUCCACCACUUCAAGUUUCAUAAGCUCACCCUAUACCUCUGUGGAUGAAUAUUCUUAAUUCCAUUUCCUGAGGUGAAAGAUGAGGCCAUCAUCAUGCCAGCCUAGGACCCCAUUCUCCUAUUUAUUAGUCCUGUCCUAUAUACUCUCUAGAAACAGAAGGCAAUUUUUGGCAGCUAUAGUCAAACUGAGAAAGGCAGGAUAUAAAGGUGACAAAGACACUAAUACAAUCUUAGUUUUCACACAAAAUAAAAUGGGCUUUAAAUUUACUAUUUAAAAACUCUAAAUUAUUAUAUGGAACAAACAAAAAUAUGUCUGAAAAAUACUUAUGAACUCUCCAGUCUAUCUCAUUUACAAAUUGCAAUACACAUUUGUGACAUUAAAAUAACAUAUAGCUUUUCCAAGAGAUUAAAGAUCAUUUAAAAUGUAAUAUUGUAAAUUAAGGAAAACAAAAUCUAUAUAAAAUGGACUUUUUGCCUAGAGAAAUAAGGUGGGAGAAAAAAAGGUAAACGACUCAUUUUCCCACUACAGUAAUGGAAAAUUAACCUCAAGAAGUAGGAACUGAAAAUCUUUGCUAAAGAAAACUCAUUUUGUAGAAUGUAAAAGUUUAAGGAUUUAAAGAUUUCUUACAUGGCAUUGAACUGAAAAGAAAAUCUAAUUAAAUCAUUAGACAAAUGUACAUGUCAUUCUCUUGAUAAUUUUUUCUGAGAAAGUAAAAUUUGUAAAAAUUAUAUACUUUUGACCAUUACAUAGUUUUAAAUGCCAAGCUAAAAAGUAGUCAAAGUUAGGACCUUAAAAAAUAUAAAGGGCCGGGCGCGGUGGCUCAUGCCUGUAAUCCCAGCACUUUGGGAGGCCAAGGCGGGUG